UGAUGAUGCCGCUGCUGCUGCUGCUGCUGCUGCUGCUGCUGCUGGGUAAAACCACGCAAGCCACUGUGGCUCGGCUUGUACAGUAUAUUUUAUUCCAAGGUUUAUUGUCAUCAGUGAGGUCCAGUACUUCAUCGUCAUCCACCUCCGACUCCUCCUCCUCCUCCUCCUCCUCCUCCUCCUCUCAGCCACUGCAGGCCGCGCGCCACAUGAAGUCCUGGACGCACAGCAGCAACAGGGACAUUUCAUUAUCAUUACUAUUAUUAUCAUCACACUGCAAUUCAUCCACGGCAUCACCAAUGAAUCCAAGAGGGUUCCCUGCGACGUGACACGGUCGCCAUCAUUGAUAAGAUCCAGGUAUAUUUAUAUAUAUAUAUAUAUAAAUGAUAUAUGCUGCCCUUCAAGGUACUUACUGUACGUGAAA
Molecule: messenger RNA, 421 nt
Organism: Dissoconium aciculare CBS 342.82
Lineage: Eukaryota; Fungi; Ascomycota; Dothideomycetes; Mycosphaerellales; Dissoconiaceae
Exons: 1
Source: RefSeq, a predicted model, not a curated record